This is a messenger RNA of Corylus avellana, 702 nucleotides long. Its product is annotated as stellacyanin-like. Gene Ontology annotation, cellular component: plasma membrane. The record is from RefSeq and is a predicted model, not a curated record. Lineage: Eukaryota; Viridiplantae; Streptophyta; Magnoliopsida; Fagales; Betulaceae. Gene Ontology annotation, molecular function: electron transfer activity.
ACAAUAUUUGAGAUUGUGAUCAGUUUGUUUAAUUUGCAAGAGAGAAUUAAUGGAAAAGUUGAUCAGUUUUGUGGUUGUUUUGGGUGUUGCUGCUUCAGUUCUUUUACAAUGCGCGGCAGCACAAACAGUGCAUGUGGUGGGAGAUAGCUCCGGUUGGGUUGUUCCACAAGGUGGCGCUGCCACAUAUCAGACUUGGGCUGACAACAAUAACUUCCUCGUUGGUGAUAUUCUAAUGUUCAACUUCAGCACAGGGGAGCACAACGUCGUUCAAGUACCAAAAGAAUCCUUCGACUCCUGCACCUCAGCCAACCCCAUUGGGAACACCAUCACCGCCGGCCCGGCUAACAUCACUCUUUCUGACGCAGGCAACCACUAUUACAUCUGCACCAUCGGACAGCACUGCCAGCUUGGUCAGAAAUUAGCCAUUACCGUCUCCGGCACUCCAGGUGGCGCCCCUACGCCUACUAGUCCACCCUCCACUCAAACUCCUCCUACCACGCCUUCUCCCAAAUCAGGGACCCCCCCUGCUGAUUGCACUCCAACCCCUACAUCGUCCCCUGCUCCAUCUCCCAAGGACGGCGGACCCACGCCGCCUGACUCUUCUUCAUCUGGCGUCUUUGCUACUUUCUUGGUCUCGUUGUUGCCCAUUGCCGCGGCUUUCCUUUUCUAAUUAAGGAAGAAUACUACUCGAGGGAUUUUAUA